AUGGAUCCGUUAAGUAGGGCAUUAGAAGAGGAAGAACAAGAACAGCAAGUGAAAAAUGAUGAAGAUAUUGAUCAGUUUUUUAAAGAUAAACAACCGAUAACAAGAAUUCAAAAUAAAAGUGAUAAUAAACACCUGAAUGCCAUGAAAACAUCAUCUGUGUCAUUCGAUGAAGAAUUUAACGAACGUGAAUGUGAAGAUUAUCUAUUAAAUGAUAAUCAUAAUCAUAAUGGGAUUGAUAAUGAGAAUCUACAUAUCCGUGUUAGUGAACCAAAAAAGCAAAAAACUGGUUUAGAUACAUAUUAUACUUAUCUCAUAACGUCAAAUCAAUACAACGACAGUGUAAAAGUAGAAGAAUAUAUUGUUCGUCGACGUUAUAACGAUUUUGUAUGGUUAAAAACCAUAUUAGAUAAUAAAUAUCCUUUCAACAUCAUUCCCCCAUUACCAUCGAAACAUUCUCUAACAAAAAAAUUACAAACUGAUAAUAUGGAUUUCAUUAGAAAACGAAUUAUUGGUCUUCAAAAUUUUCUUCAACGUUUAGCCGAUAAUCCAAUUAUAUCCAUUGAUAAUUCGUUUCAAUUAUUUCUCAGUUCAGAUGAUCAAACAUUAAAAUCAGCACAAGGAUUAGCUAUCAAUAAUGUUUCAUCAUCCUCUUCUACAUCAUCAAUGUCAAAUGUAUUUCAGGUUAAAAAUAAACCAUUAGAAUUUGUUAAAAUUGAAACAUAUACUCAACAAUUAAAUGAUAAUUUGAGAAAACUUGAACGUUUAGCAAAAAAACUUGAAUAUGAUAAUAAACUAUUAUAUGAUGAACAACAACAAUAUUCAACGAUUCUUAAACAAUGGAUGGAAAUAGAAAAACAUAAUAAUGAUGAUGACGAUGAUAAUCGAAAUAGUACAAUGCCAAAUAUGAUACAAAUUGUUGCCGAUUCACAACAAUCCAUCGUUGAUAAUCAACUUGAUUUAUCAAAAACUAUUACAACAAAAUUUAUUGAACCUAUUAACGAAUAUAUUCUCUUUACAAAUGUUGUCAAUGAUAUAUUGAAACGUCGUGAUCAAUUGAAUGCAAAUUAUGAGACGAUGAAUGAAAUGAAGCAUGAAAAACAAAAACAGGUAACACAAACAUCAAAUCAGUUGAAUAUUAAUUGUGAACAUUUAUAUGAUCAAUUAACUAUUGCUAAUGAAACGAUUAAAGCUGAUAUACAACGAUGGAAUGAGAGAAAAGAUAAAGAAUUAAUUGAUCUAUUGCGUACAAUGGCAAUAAAAAAAAUUGAUUUUUAUCAAGCAUCACUAAACACGUGGGAACAUGCGGCUAAUGCACUUUUUCAACAACGAAAGUAA
Messenger RNA from Didymodactylos carnosus, 1335 nucleotides. NCBI's taxonomy places the organism in Eukaryota, Metazoa, Rotifera, Eurotatoria, Philodinida, Philodinidae. The record is from the annotation of a GenBank genome assembly.